Messenger RNA from Dipodomys spectabilis (banner-tailed kangaroo rat), 746 nucleotides. It is a transcript of the gene Tubg2, whose product is annotated as tubulin gamma 2. Lineage: Eukaryota; Metazoa; Chordata; Mammalia; Rodentia; Heteromyidae. Gene Ontology annotation, biological process: mitotic cell cycle; mitotic sister chromatid segregation; cytoplasmic microtubule organization. Gene Ontology annotation, molecular function: GTP binding; structural constituent of cytoskeleton. The transcript is spliced from 3 exons. The coding region runs from base 270 to 746 and encodes 158 amino acids. The record is from RefSeq and is a predicted model, not a curated record. Gene Ontology annotation, cellular component: microtubule; cytoplasm; centrosome.
GAGCUUGAUGAGGGUCAGCUUCUGCUCCUGCACAAGGGCUCAAGUUUACUGAGCUGAGAAGGGCUAAUACCCUAGUCCUUCCUACAGCAGAAACUCAGGGGCCUGAGCUAGUGAUAUCCCUGGAGAGAACAGCCUACAAGUCUGAUGGUGACAAGAACUAUCUACUUUCCUCUCCCAAUGCAUCUCUGUGGAUUACCCCCUGAGUUCUGGCCUGUGGCCCCUUCUCCCAUCAGGUAGCCAGUGUGAGGAAGACCACAGUCCUGGAUGUCAUGAGGAGGCUGCUACAGCCCAAGAAUGUAAUGGUGUCCACAGGCCGGGACCGCCAGACCAACCACUGCUACAUCGCCAUCCUCAACAUCAUCCAGGGAGAGGUGGACCCCACCCAGGUCCACAAGAGCCUGCAGAGGAUCCGGGAGCGGAAAUUGGCCAACUUCAUCCCCUGGGGCCCAGCCAGCAUCCAGGUGGCACUGUCAAGGAAGUCUCCCUACUUGCCCUCAGCCCACCGGGUCAGUGGGCUCAUGAUGGCCAACCACACCAGUAUCUCUUCGCUCUUUGAGCGCACCUGUCGCCAGUUUGACAAGCUGCGGAAAUGGGAGGCCUUCAUGGAGCAGUUCGGCAAGGAAGACAUCUUCAAGGACACUUUUGAUGAGAUGGACACAUCCAGAGAGAUUGUACAGCAGCUGAUCGAUGAGUACCAUGCAGCCACUAGGCCAGACUACAUCUCCUGGGGUACCCAGGAGCAGUGA